GCCUCCCCCAGCGCCGCGCACCGCGCUUGCGCCGCGGCCGGCACUCUGCUCUCCUGCGCUCCGCUCCGCACAGCUUUGUCUGGGCCGGGCCGGCUGGUGAGGCCCGGGCGAGCCGCAGGACUUUCGGGGUCACCGCGACCCCUCUGUGUACAAAUAGUUGGGGGGCGCAGGCGGCCCUUAAGGUAGACUCGCGCUUAAGGUGGACUGCUCCGUAAGGUGGACUGGGCGUUAAGGUGGAUCGCGCUUAAGGUGGACUCUCAGUGAAGCCGCGCCUGCGAGGCGGGGAGGGCCGAGGCUCGGUAUGGAGAGCCCCGCCUGAAGCGGUCGCUGGAGGAGCCGCGCCGGUCUGUCCUGAGGAGAAGGAGAUGGGGAAGGCCCGCUGCUGAGGAGCCAGCUUCUCCCCGGCCUCUAACAAUGACCAGCUCCCGGCCGUUCUGCAGGAAGAGGCAGCCCAUGGACGAGGGCGAGCUGUGAAGCCGUCCCGGCCGCAGUGCCCCCGCCGGCCCCGGGGACCCCCCGGCCCAGCGCCAUGGAGACGGUGGGAAAGUUUGAGUUCAGUAGGAAGGACUUGAUCGGGCACGGAGCCUUCGCCGUCGUCUUCAAAGGCAGGCAUAAAGAGAAACCUGAGCUGGAAGUAGCUGUGAAAUGCAUUAACAAGAAGAACCUAGCGAAAUCUCAAACUCUACUGGGCAAGGAAAUAAAAAUACUGAAGGAACUGAAACAUGAAAACAUCGUUGCCUUGUAUGAUUUCCAGGAACUGGCAAACUCUGUCUACUUGGUUAUGGAGUACUGUAAUGGUGGUGACCUGGCAGACUAUCUUCACACCAUGCGGACACUCAGUGAAGACACCAUCAGGCUCUUCCUCCAGCAGAUAGCAGGUGCCAUGAAAAUGCUGCACAGCAAAGGCAUCAUCCAUCGGGACCUGAAACCACAGAACAUCCUCCUGUCCUACGCUGGAGGCAGGAAAUCAAAUCCCAACAACAUUCGCAUCAAGAUUGCUGACUUUGGGUUUGCCCGAUACCUGCAGAACAACAUGAUGGCAGCAACGUUGUGUGGCUCACCGAUGUACAUGGCACCAGAAGUCAUUAUGUCUCAACACUACGAUGCCAAAGCUGACCUCUGGAGUAUAGGAACCAUCAUUUAUCAGUGUCUAACAGGCAAAGCUCCUUUUCAGGCCAGCAGCCCACAGGAUCUUCGCCUCUUCUAUGAGAAAAACAAGAUGCUGAUGCCCAACAUCCCCAGGGAGACAUCAAGCCACCUGAGGCAGCUGCUGCUGGGCCUUUUGCAGCGUAACCAUAAGGACCGCAUGGACUUCGAUGAGUUUUUCCAUCACCCGUUCUUGGAUGCAAGUGCCUCAAUGAAAAAAUCUGCUUCCGUGCCAAUGCCUUCUUAUCCCAGUUCAGGCUCUGGUAGUUCCUCCAGCAGCUCCUCUACUUCCCACCUGGCAUCGCCUCCUUCCCUUGGAGAGAUGCAGCAGCAGCUGCAGGAGAAGACACUGGCAUCUCCUACCCAGGAUUCUCCUGGCUUUCUGCAUGGAUCUAAGGACUCUGCUGGAAGCAGCAGUAAGAAUUCAUCUUGUGACACUGAUGACUUCGUUAUGGUCCCAGCACAGUUCCCAAGUGAUUUAACUGCUGAGGCUGCAGGAGGGAAACCCAUCCAAGACAGCCUGAUGUACAGCGGGAGUUCUUUGGUGACUUCAGCAGGCUUGGAAAGCCAGGGAAGGACACCAUCUCCUUCACCCCCUUACAGCAGUUCUCCUAGCCCAUCCAGCCGGCCGGGGCAGUUUUCCAGCAGCAAGUACGGCCACUCGGUGCCCAUCCCGGUCCCGACGCAGAUCCACAACUACCGGCGGAUCGAGCAGAACCUGCAGUCCCCCAACCACUGCAGCUCCCCGCGGUCUGGUACAGUCAGGAGGUCUAGCAGUACAAGUCCUCUUGGUUUUCCUAAAACUGGUGCUUCCCCUCCUUACCCUGGAGAGCAUGGAUCUGUGCCCAGCUCUAGAAAGCUCUCCUAUGGUGGUGCCAAGCCAUUUAUGCCAUCACCACAAGUUGGAACAAUCCCAGAGCAGCCCAGCCAGACUGUUGUCCCAUCUUCUCUUGGAGUAGAAGUGAGAAGCCGGAUUCCUGUCACUGGUUCCUCGGCACCCGAGCAGUCUCCUCGAGGGAUGGGCUCCCGGCUCCACAGUGCUCCCAACCUGUCAGAUUUGCAUUCCUGCAGGCAGAAGAUAACCAAGCAGCACUCUGAUCCUCUUGUUGCUCACUUUGGUCACGGCUCAGCCAGCCAGCCCCUGCAGAUUCAUGGCUUGCAGCACUGCCGGCAGCUCAGAUCCUCACCAAAGCUGUCUGAGUUCAUGCAGAGAAGCCCUUUGCCAACUAUUGUGGGCUCCCCUACGAAGGCUGUGUCCCCGUUUGAGUUUCCCAAAACCCCAAGUUCCCAGAAUCUCCUCACCCUCUUGGCCCAUCAGGGGGUUGUGAUGACUCCAACACGAAACAAGACCUUGCCGGACCUGAAGGAGAUGGGGCAUUUCCACUGCCAGCAAACUGGCUUGGGAUUGAGGCCAGUGGAAGAGAUCAAGGGCAGAUCUCUGAGCACAGGCAGGCUCACUGACCUGCUUUUGAAGGCAGCCUUUGGGGCACAGAUCUCGGAGGCCGGCAGCAGCGACAGCCUGAACAACGAGAAGCCGAUGGAAAUUGCAGCUCCCUCAGGUGCUUACGGAGGGACCCUGCACUCUGGUGCCCGGGCUGGGGGCUCUGCCAGCCCGACCCCAGUGAUUUUCACUGUCGGAUCCCCUCCCAGUGGAACAACCCCCCCACAGACCACGAGGACCAGGAUGUUUUCAGUGGGGUCUUCCAGCUCUCUCAGUUCUGGAGGCUCAUUCACCGGCAGGCACUUGGCAGUGGCGACUGGUGGGGAUGCUGUGGAAGGGCCCUCAAGCCUCCGGUACGCUUUUGCUGAUCCCAUCACUGCCAACCUGGAAGGUGCUGUCACGUUUGAGGCACCAGAGCUGCCUGAGGAGACGCUGAUGGAGCAAGAGCAUACUGACAUCCUGCGCAGCCUCCGCUUCACCCUGGCCUUCGUCCACUACGUGAUGGAAAUCGCUGCCCUCAAGGGCAGCUCCAGCGAGAUGAGCAGCUCAGUGACGUCCGAGUACCAGCUUCAGGAGAGCGUGGUGGCUGACCAGAUCAGCCUCCUAAGCAGGGAGUGGAGCUAUGCAGAGCAGCUCGUGCUGUACUUGAAAGUAGCAGAGCUGCUGUCCUCGGGGCUGCAGAUGGCCAUUGAGCAGAUCAAAGCUGGCAAGCUGUGCCUCUCCUCCACCGUCAAGCAAGUUGUGAAGAAGCUGAAUGAGCUUUAUAAAUCCAGUGUAUCAUCCUGCCACUGCCUCAACAUGAGACUCCAGAGGUUCUUCUUGGACAAGCAGAAACUCAUGGAUCGGAUCAACAGCAUCACAGCAGAGAAGCUUAUCUUCAGCUAUGCUGUGCAAAUGGUUCAGUCUGCAGCCCUGGAUGAGAUGUUCCACCACAGAGAGGACUGUGCACAGAGGUACCACAAGGCUCUGCUGCUGAUGGAGGGGCUGCUGAACAUCAUCACUGAACAGGGGGACAUAGAAAACAUCAAUAAAUGUAAACUGUGCAUCGAGCGCAGGCUGUCAGCUCUGCUGUCAGGGUUCUGUGCCUGAUGGUCAGUGGUGUUCUUCACGUGUCCCUCCAGCUCAUCCCUUGCUUUCCAACAGCCUGCUGCUGUGCUGGGAAGCCCUUUUGGCAGUAGGAGACCUGGAGGACGAACUGCUCGAUGUUUUGUACUCGGACAUUUUGGGAAGCCGUUCCACAGACUGGGACUCCUUGGUGGGGACGUGUGACUGCAGCAAGCACAAACGCUCCCCGGCCCAAAGGCCUGGGCAAAGAUGUCGCCCGUGUGGAAAGGUUUCCCUUGCUGGCAGAGGGGAGGAAGGAUAGAAGUCUGCUUCUUCCCAGCACUUUGAAGGAUAAGACUGCUGCCUGUCCCUCUUGCUUAAGAACAGGGUAUUCAGUGCUGUGUCCAUUGCAGGCAAUGGAUGUGCAGAAACUGCUGGCUUCAGUUAAUGCUGGAGGGUGUCAUGCAGAAAUCAAGGCCAGUUUGUGUUCUUUCUCCUGUCCCAGCUGAGAGCCAGGCACCUGCAAGCUUCCUGGUGCCCUGAAGCUCCCCUCCUUCCUCUACUUUGUCCCUCCUCAGAUGCGUUUUAUGCCUUGGAGUGCUUACUGAAUGGCAGAGAGGAGGGAGUCGGCUCCCUUUUGCCUGAGCGUUGCUGAAGCAGCUCCAACCUCCUGCAGACCUGCGGUGGGGCCGAGGCCGUGCCGCUGCCGGGGGGUUUGCCUGUCCCGCGGCUGCCUCCCGGCUGCCCCUGCCUGCAUGGGAAAGAGACUGCGCAGGGAGUGGGAGGACAGCAGCGGCUGCUACGCUCCUGUCUUUGUGAGAAGCCAAAACAAAUCCAUUCCUCCCUCGAUGCCCCAAGCUCAGCGGGAUCCACGUGGAAGACUGGUGGCUGUUCAGCUCGGGCUGUCCGUACAUAUCUGCCAGGAGGCGGCGUUGGCACCGUCCUGCUUUCAGCUCCCCUUUCCCCGCCCCCAGACUGAAAACACUAGCUUUGUGAAUCAAAGGAGCACUUUACACACUAUGGGAACUUUGGAGAAGUUGACUUUGCAUCACACAACAACCCAGGAACAUCACGACUGUUAGGAAUGCCGUUGUUUUUAUUCCUUUCCUUGCUUCCUGGUUGUUUUAUUGCACUACGUGUGUGCAUCUAUGAAUAUGUAUUCCCGAGGGGGGAAUAGAUAUUGAUAGAGCUGUAGCUGGUUUGUGUGUAACUGUACGUAUUUAACUGUACUGUAUCUUGUGAGCGUGAGGCAAGAAGCACUGCAGAGUCUGUGCUGUCCCUCCUCCAUAACCAGGCAAAACUGCCUUGCAGUCUGGCAGUACCAAGAUUUGUUUUGGUUUAGGUUCUUUUUGUUG
Molecule: messenger RNA, 4986 nt
Organism: Dryobates pubescens (Downy woodpecker)
Lineage: Eukaryota; Metazoa; Chordata; Aves; Piciformes; Picidae
Gene: ULK1
Product: unc-51 like autophagy activating kinase 1
Exons: 29
Coding region: 530-3676 (1048 amino acids)
Biological process (GO): positive regulation of autophagy; autophagosome organization; peptidyl-serine phosphorylation
Cellular component (GO): cytoplasm; autophagosome
Molecular function (GO): ATP binding; protein serine/threonine kinase activity
Source: RefSeq, a predicted model, not a curated record